AUGGACUGCUUCACAGCCACCACCCGAUGUGAUCAGCUGGACGUGAACCCAUCGAGUAUCAUAUCAUGUCUUUGCCUAUCGUUGCCAUCCGUUGCCAUCAAACCAAUUGAUAUCUCGCAUACCAUUCCUCCGCUACAAGAGUACGAGUUUCCCACGAGUUUCACAUCCGCUGAGCGACGAUAUGUGGACCACUUCUGCACCCAAUUCGGGCUCAAGACUAAGAGGCGACGUAAUGGCGCGAAUCGAUGGGUGACGGCAUACAAGCCGUCGUCGACUAUCAUCGCAAUGGACUCGUCGUACGGUUUGUCGGACUUCACGCAGAAUAUCAUCAAAACUCUGUUACAGCGCUUCCCGGCGUCCGAUAAGGAGAAGGAGACCUCCCUUUCAUCCCUUUCCUGCCAUUUCUCGCACGCUGAGCACCGACUGGUGGGCAACACCGGCGCUCACCAGCAGUUUGAGUCGCAACGGGAACUAAACUGCACGACUGGCCGCUUGUCUAACAUUAUCCCUCAGAUCCCAAUCCCGCCUCCAUUUGCUUCCGGAAGAAUGGAUCAGACGAUAGCCUUCCGGAAGUCACUCCCGGUGUGGCUCAAGAGGACUGAUGUGAUGGAAGCCAUCGCCUCCAAUCGGAUCGUUGUGGUGAGCGGUGGCACCGGCUGUGGAAAGACUACGCAAAUACCGCAGUAUAUCCUCGAGUACUGCAAUCUCAUGAAGAAGUCGUGU
Molecule: messenger RNA, 723 nt
Organism: Oppiella nova
Lineage: Eukaryota; Metazoa; Arthropoda; Arachnida; Sarcoptiformes; Oppiidae
Source: the annotation of a GenBank genome assembly